Dentiscutata heterogama is the source of this 224-nucleotide messenger RNA. The record is from the annotation of a GenBank genome assembly. NCBI's taxonomy places the organism in Eukaryota, Fungi, Glomeromycota, Glomeromycetes, Diversisporales, Gigasporaceae.
GCAUUUUUAUUGAUAAAAGUGAUAGAGGUGAAAUUGAAAAGCAAUUUUUAGAAAGUGAUAUGAUCAAUGAAAAUUUACCAAUAAUCAAAGAAAAAUUCCACACUAUAUAUACAAGUAUAUAUACAAGUAAACCAUUAAACACAUUGGAAAUUAGCAAAAGAUUAUCAAACUUAAAUCUAAAUGGUAGUAAAUCUGUUGGUAUAGAAAUUCAAAUUGAUUUUUAA